Arctia plantaginis is the source of this 606-nucleotide messenger RNA. The record is from the annotation of a GenBank genome assembly. NCBI's taxonomy places the organism in Eukaryota, Metazoa, Arthropoda, Insecta, Lepidoptera, Erebidae.
AUGGAACCAGGAAACUUGCCAGAUUUGACCGAGGAACAAUCAUCUUCGAUUGACGAAUCUACUCGUCGCGAUGAUUUUUGGUCUCAUUCUCUUUCAGUUGAGAAUAUGCACUAUUUGAAUCGUAUACUGUGUUUAGAUCAGGAGGGCAUUGAGGGACAAAGCCUCGAGUCUGAGUGGGAGGCUUCGGGGGAAGGAUGCAGGCGGUUUUCGUGGGGCCAAGUAAACUGUUACUGCUCUAACUGUCAACCUGAUGCAGUACCGCCGCUUGCUGGAUGGGUCCGUAUCGAGCGCAUUGACGGCGUGGGCGCUGCCCAGCGUGCUUUCUGGCACGUGGUGCGCUCGACCCUGGGCAUGGCGCAGAUGGCGAGUGCGGAGCGUGGGACCGUACGGCGGCCCCUUUCGCUUACCGGAGCCCCAUGCACCUCUCCUGCGCUUGCUGAUAUAUGGCUGGACGAGGAAGGAAAGCCGCACCAUACUGUAUUGGCUAUUGAAAUUGAUGUUGAGGGUUCUGAAGCUGAACACGACCGUCUGCUGGCAUUCCUGAUUUACCUUAAACCGAACAUCAUAUUUGCCGAUGAAGACCACCCACCGAGUCUUGACGAAUAA